GUAGUGAGUCCCCUAUUUGCUUAGCAGCAACUAUUAGAAGAACUUUUGCGUAUCAAUCACAGCUUCUUUCUCCGGUUAAUGGCUCUGUUCGGAUCAAAUAUGUCCAGCGAGGUUGGGUUGCGAUUGCUUCUUUGCCCACUUGGUUCUAACAUUGUUGUUCGGACAGCAAGCUGCUCUGUGGGGAUUGUUUUACCUGUUUACUCUACCUUUAAAGCAAUUGAGACAAAAGAUCAAAAUGAACAACAAAGGUGGCUUGUGUACUGGGCAGCAUACGGAUCUUUUAGUAUUGCAGAAAUGUUUGCAGACAAACUUAUCUCCUGGAUUCCACUCUACUAUCACAUGAAGUUUGCAUUUCUUGUUUGGCUUCAACUUCCAUCUGUUGAUGGAGCAAACCAUUUAUACAUGAAUCAUCUUCGUCCGUUCUUGUUGAAGCAUCAAGAUAGACUCGAUCAAAUUGUGGGAUCUUUGUAUGGUGAAAUGUCUAAAUUUAUCACCACGCAUCAAACAGAAAUUCGGUUUGCAAGGACACUUGCUAUGAAGCUCAUGGUAUCAGCAAACCAAAUGGUUAGGGAUAUCAUUCACCCAGUGCAAAAGCGAAGGAAUGGUAUGAUUGAAGGCCCAAGAACACGAGUACAGAAUAAUACGGAAUCGGAUGAUGACGAAUGAAUUCUUCUCUCAAAAUUAGCAGAUUUUCUCCUAUUAGAAUAUGAUUUUUGUUUGUUUGUUUAAUUUGCAUAUGUAAAUGGAAUUGUUCUUGGCACAUGGAGCAAGUUCUGGAUCAAGCCAUGAGCUAGAAAUCUUUUUCUAUGCUUCGCCAGUUUGGCUUUAAUGAGCUUGUAAAUGGGGUGUUUAGUUGUAAAUUCCAAAUAAUACUUUUGUCUUUUACUCUGUGUGUGUGUGUGUGUGUGUGUGUGUGUGUGUGAGAGAGAUAGGGAAAGUCAAAGGGUUGUUUGUGAGGAGAGGGAGAAAUGGAAAGGAAUGGAUGAGGGCUUUCCCCUCUGGUCCCACCAGCAUUGGGCUUUGUCUCAAAAGUGGAAGGAAAUAGAGGGAACAUAAUUUUCCUCUUUUGACAUUUUGUUUGAACAUUUGAAUUUCAUUUACUUUUCACUGUAUGAUGGUCAAAUUACUCAGAUA
Messenger RNA from Cornus florida, 1134 nucleotides. RefSeq names its product HVA22-like protein k. The record is from RefSeq and is a predicted model, not a curated record. Lineage: Eukaryota; Viridiplantae; Streptophyta; Magnoliopsida; Cornales; Cornaceae. Bases 79 to 666 code for a protein of 195 amino acids. The transcript has 8 exons.